Neopsephotus bourkii (Bourke's parrot) is the source of this 720-nucleotide messenger RNA. RefSeq lists its product as uncharacterized. NCBI's taxonomy places the organism in Eukaryota, Metazoa, Chordata, Aves, Psittaciformes, Psittacidae. The record is from RefSeq and is a predicted model, not a curated record.
AUGGGGCUCUAUAGAGUUUCUAUGGGGCUCUAUAGAGUUUCUAUGGGGCUCUAUGGAGUUUCUAUGGGGCUCUGUGGAGUUUCUAUGGGGCUCUGUGGGGUCUCUAUGGGGCUCCAUGGAGGCUCUAUGGGGGCUCUAUGGGUUCCUAUGUGUUUCUAUGGGGUCUCUAUGGGGGUCUAUGGAGAUCUAUGGAGGCUCUAUGGGUUCGUAUGGGUUUCUAUGAGGUCUCUAUGGGGGCUCUAUGGAGUUUCUAUGGGGCUCUGUGGGGUCUCUGUGGGGCUCUAUGGAGUCUCUAUGGGGGCUCUAUGGGUUCCUAUGGGUUUCUAUGGAGUCUCUAUGGGGGCUCUAUGGGUUCCUAUGGGUUUCUAUGGGGUCUCUAUGGGGCUCUAUGGAGUCUCUAUGGGGGCUCUAUCGGUUCCUAUGGGUUUCUAUGGGGUCUCUAUGGGGCUCUAUGGAGUCUCUAUGGGGGCUCUAUGGGUUCCUAUGGGUUUCUACGGGGUCUCCAUGGGUCUUUAUGGAGCCUCUAGGGGGGAUCUGUGGGUCUCUAUGGGUCUCUAUGGAGUCUCUAUGGUCUCUAUGGGGCUCCAUGGGGUCUCUGUGCAUCCCUAUGACGUCUCUAUGGGGCGUUAUGGGUCUAUCUGGCAGCUCUAUAGGGUCUCUAUGGGGUCUGUGGUUCUCUAUGGGGUCUUUAUGGGUGUCUAUGGGUUCCUAUGGGGCCUC